This is a messenger RNA of Radiomyces spectabilis, 1005 nucleotides long. RefSeq lists its product as uncharacterized. NCBI's taxonomy places the organism in Eukaryota, Fungi, Mucoromycota, Mucoromycetes, Mucorales, Radiomycetaceae. The annotation marks the transcript as partial. The transcript is spliced from 2 exons. The record is from RefSeq and is a predicted model, not a curated record.
AUGCUUCAAGUCUGCGUUACACCUGGUCCCAAUAAGCCUGCAGACAUCUUUAGCUUUUUGGAACCAUUUCUUACUGAAGUGCGCGAACUUUCCGAGAGUGGCAUGAUUGUACGGAUAGGAAGCGGUACACUCAAAGUGAAAGGACAUCUUAUGUUUGUUGGUGGAGAUAUUCCUGCGGUUGCCAAGAUGUGUGGGCAUGCUGGUCAUAACCAUUAUCAUGGUUGCCGAUUCUGCACUAUCCGUGGGAAUGGAAGAGAUGAAGCUCAAGCUGACCACCGGCCCAAAGCAAGCAUUCGUCUCUCACAAACAUUUCAAAUCUCCGAUCAAUGCCUUGGUCAACAGAAGGCAAGCCCAUUUGCAACAUUGUCAUCGUUCCAUGGUGCAACUUUCUUUCCGGUUGACCCUAUGCACCUGCUCGGUCCCGGGAUUGGUAAGCAGCUCUGGCGACUUAUCCUUGGUGACUAUGGCGAAUCCGCAAAUCCCUUCUAUCUGUCGCCCAAAAAUCGCCAAUUGAUUGGAGCCAGAAUUGCGGCCUCGAGAAGUCUGAUACCAUCUUCUUUUGCCGGUGACUGUGGCGAUGUAGCAACUCAAAGCGGCUUCUACCGUGCAGUGGAUUGGAUUCACUUUGUGCGAUUUUUCGUUCCAACUAUUGUACUUGAAUUCUACACAGAUCCUGGUGUCCGGAAAGCCAUUAUUGAUCUGAGCGAGAUCUACUGCUACGCGCUUAGUCGUGAACUCUCAGUAGACCAAAUCAGGUCAUUGAAAGCCACUGUCUUUUCAUGGACUGCAUGGCUGCACGAACAAGUGCGCUCAAAGAAAAUUGCUGCUGCUGUGUUCACGGUAAAUCAACAUUACUUGAGUCAUUUAUACAAGAUCAUUGAAAGACUUGGACCUUUGCCUUUUACGGCGGCUUUCGCGAUGGAACGAGCUAUCGGUGAAUUGAAACGAAGAAUCCAUUCCAAGAGACAUACAGGAGCGAAUGCUGGCAAUGUAUUUGUCGAGCUU